CAGCACCACCACAACAAUCGCCUGCAAAUUCAUGGAUGUUUAGUCCCAACUCUCAACAAACUGCCUUCUCUCUUCCCGAUCAUGUUUCAAACUCAUCUUACGCCACUUUCACUGGACCCCAAAGCGUCCCACUGGGAGGUGCAGUGCCUGAGGAUAAGGCUCUUGUUCCUAAUAGCGGGGGGGAUGUCGCGUCCAAGCAGUGAGUAGUAGCAUUCGGGAAGUUCGUUCCUCAGUAGAUCAGCUUGUUCACAUGCCGCAUUCCUUUCUCAGAGCUGCACUGCUCAACGAAAAACGACGACGCAGACGCGAGUCUCAUAAUGCCGUUGAACGUCGACGGCGAGACAACAUCAAUGAGAAAAUUAGCGAACUUUCUACUCUUAUCCCCGAUUGUUUGCUUGUGGAGCAGCAGCAGGGACCAUCAGCGGGCGGAAACGGGAACCCGGGAGUUAGCACUUUUUCGGCUGAAAUUUCGACGAACGAAAUGUCUCCCGAAAAUUUGAUAGCUGGUGGCCCAGGUGGAACUAAUGGCGACGAGGAAGCGAAUGCCAUUCACAAUGGAAUGAAAGCUAACAAGGGUGUCAUCCUUCGGAAGAGCGUUGACUACAUUAGGUAAGGGUUGAUAUUUUUUUAUUUGUCAAGACAUUUUUUUUAUCUCGGCUACCCUUGUUUCAGAUACCUGCAGCAACUGGUCCGCGCGCAGUCCUCGCGGAACAAG
Messenger RNA from Cantharellus anzutake, 715 nucleotides. RefSeq names its product Myc-type, basic helix-loop-helix domain-containing protein. NCBI's taxonomy places the organism in Eukaryota, Fungi, Basidiomycota, Agaricomycetes, Cantharellales, Hydnaceae. The coding region runs from base 251 to 613 and encodes 120 amino acids. Gene Ontology annotation, biological process: regulation of transcription by RNA polymerase II. The record is from RefSeq and is a predicted model, not a curated record. Gene Ontology annotation, molecular function: protein dimerization activity; DNA-binding transcription factor activity, RNA polymerase II-specific; RNA polymerase II cis-regulatory region sequence-specific DNA binding. The transcript has a single exon.